AUGAUUAAAUUAGGAAGUCGCAGCAAUACAAGAAAGAAUAGAAUGAGAAAACUUAAUCACAUAACAGUUCUUCAAGGCUCAAGAAGAAUGGAAGAGAAGAGCGAUUCUUCUUGUCCCUAUUCUUAUAAGAAGGCAGUGCUUUUGAUGUUUAUAGUGGCCUUAUUUGUUAUUUCGGCAUUUCUUAUAUACAAUUAUAGUUAUAGGACUAGCUAUUCACCAUCUCGAACUUCGUCGGUGAACCCUUCUGCACCUCCUGCACCCCCUGAAUAUUCUACACCUCCUGCACCCCCUGAAUAUUCUACACCUCCUGAAGAUUCUAAACCUCCUAGCUAUCAUAGUUUAUACCCUUCAGCACCUGUUCCUGAUAAGUACCCUCAUCAUAGUCAAUUUGGAUACUAA
Messenger RNA from Encephalitozoon hellem ATCC 50504, 399 nucleotides. RefSeq lists its product as uncharacterized. The transcript has a single exon. Bases 1 to 399 code for a protein of 132 amino acids. The record is from RefSeq and is a predicted model, not a curated record. NCBI's taxonomy places the organism in Eukaryota, Fungi, Microsporidia, Unikaryonidae.